CACCCCUCCACCAGCGCCCCUUUGGGCUCAGCACCAGCAGUUCCAGGCGCCUGCUGCGGCCAGGCCGGGCGUUUUAUAUCCGAUGCCACCAGUGGAGAAGGAGGUGCCAUUGGCCCCGUUUUAUGGAUGAGGAGAGUAAAGGCCAGAAAAGUGCUGGGAGCUGGGUGCUGGGUGCUGCAGGUCCACCUGAGGCAGGGCCAGGCCUUCCCCGCCCCCAAGAUGGAAGGACCCACCUGGCCACGGCACAGCUGUGAACCCCGUGGCCCCACGGCCCAGCAGGGACCGCACAUGUCCUGGGCAAGUCCCAGCCCACGGCAGCACCCCCCACCCUCUGCACGGAACCCGGGAGACUCAGCUGGGGGUGUCCUCGCCCCGACCUCUGAGCGGCCUGUGCCAGGACCCUGGUUUCCUUGGGUGGAGACCCUGCCUCCGGGUGCCACGAGGCACGCAGACUCCGUCUUUGCCGGCUGGGACAGGAGAAAGCAGCUACCCCUGUGCCUGUGCCUGGGCAGGGAUGGAGCUGGGUUCCAGGCGGGCGGAGGCGCCCUGAUGACGUCGUGUCUGAACUGCUCCAGCCCUGAAGCUGGGUGCAGGGUCCGCCCAGCCGCUUUGCUGCUCCUCCCCACACCCCCUCCACCUCCCACCCCCACCGGGACCUCAGAGCCCCCUCCUCCAGGCCACAGCAUCAGCCAUGCGCCCACUUCACAGAUCCAACUCCCAGCGCCCGCACCUUCCGAACCACCAGCCCCAGGACAAAGCCGAGUGGAGGCGCGUCCCGGGGUCGGGGCACAGGAUGCAAACGCAGGCCAGCUUGCGGCCGGUCCCGGGUGGGUACAGGGUACUUUGCGGGCCGAGGGUGUCACCAGAGAACCCCACGAACUCGGGAAGCGCCGCUCGGCUCGGCAGGGUCCUGCGUGGGAGUUGGGGGGACUUGCCAUCAUCUCUCCCGCCCCAGGAGGAGGGCCCCCCACUCCCGAGGGCGCCGGCCGGCUGUGGCCAGGGGAGCUGUCCCUGGUGCUGGUGGACGGCGCGGCCCUGAGCAGGAAUGGGGGGCUCCCCGAGGGCCUGGGGGCGCCCCCUCCCCUGGCACCACCGUGGGCCACGCGGGCUCAUCCCGGCCGCUGAGUCUGGCGCCUGGUCCUGGGCCUUUUCCCC
Molecule: messenger RNA, 1155 nt
Organism: Choloepus didactylus (southern two-toed sloth)
Lineage: Eukaryota; Metazoa; Chordata; Mammalia; Pilosa; Megalonychidae
Product: splicing factor, proline- and glutamine-rich-like
Exons: 5
Coding region: 127-1125 (332 amino acids)
Source: RefSeq, a predicted model, not a curated record